This is a messenger RNA of Aspergillus fumigatus Af293, 1812 nucleotides long. Its product is annotated as Atg14 domain-containing protein. Gene Ontology annotation, biological process: SNARE complex assembly. The record is from RefSeq and is a predicted model, not a curated record. NCBI's taxonomy places the organism in Eukaryota, Fungi, Ascomycota, Eurotiomycetes, Eurotiales, Aspergillaceae. Gene Ontology annotation, cellular component: lytic vacuole; endosome. The transcript has 4 exons. Bases 1 to 1812 code for a protein of 603 amino acids. Gene Ontology annotation, molecular function: SNARE binding.
AUGAAUUGUCCUAUUUGCUCUCGAGUCUCAAGCUCGCGCCUACGCUUUUACUGCCCCACCUGUGCCUGUAAUCAAAUCUACACACUACGUAUUAAUAAUGCCAGGGCUCUCCUGGAGAAGGAAACCCUAGGACGGCAGGUUGAGAAAGCACUUCUGCAUCAGACAUCUCCUACUCUCUCUUAUCAUCGCUUCGAAGAAUGCUCGACGCAGUCGCCAGAUAAGGUGCCCAGUCCUCAGGAUCGGAGGCUGACAUUAGCCCGACGACGUUCAGAUGCUGAGUCGUCAAAGUUUCAGCUGGAAAGUCGUGAGGUAGCUCUGAUAUGUGGUGUCCAGAAUACCAUCAAAAGGACGGAGCGUCUCUGGCAUUCCUUGCACAGCAAGACAGUUGAGGCUCGGAUCUUUCUUUGCCGGGAGGUUGCGAAUCUUUACAGCCUAAGACAGUGGAUGAAGCAGGAUGGCAGUGAAAUGAAGAAGACAUACGUAAUUGGUGGUGUCCCUAUCGUUGAUCUCCGAGACCUCAACGGGAAGUCCCAAAACUGCCCCCUCCUCCUGGAUAUGCCAGCACCCACGGAGAUUACCCUUCCUCAUAAAGACCAUCCCGUUCCCACGAUUCAUGCACCUAUUGCGUCGUAUAUCUCACGGGAGUUGAUCUUGACAGCCACCUCAACGCAGCCGCAUAACCUUGCUUCAUCUACUACGCACCCAUUGGGCUUUCAGUCUAAUCAUUACCAACCUCGGCCUCUCACUAUCGAUAGAAGUUUACCAAAGCUCGCGAGGGAAGACCCAGAGUCAUACGUCCUUUUCCUAGAAGGAGUUACAUUAUUGGCUUGGAACGUGUCCUGGUUAUGUCGUACGCAAGGACUCAAUAUCGCGUCGGACUCUUGGGAAGAGAUCUGCAAUAUUGGGAAGAACAUGUGGCAGCUACUUGUUGCUCCUCCGUUGGAGGAGGCAACUCUGAUGAGGGCAUUUGCUGUUCGAGAAACGAAACCUAUGAAGCCCUUAAGAGACCUUCCUAAAACUUCUCUUCAAAAGACCAUAUCGUUCCCCAUGAUGGGGCAUUACUCACAUGGCACUGUGCAUUCAUUCCUCGGUGCUUCGGAAGGUACGGAGUUCGUUAGGACGUGGAGACUGCCGAUACCGCUCAAGGUUGUUGACAAAUUGAAAUCAACACUCCUGGGAGAGAUGGCGAGCGCGGAAUGGGAAGUUCUCGAGGAGAAAGAGUGGAAUGAUAGUGAACAGAGUUCGACGAGAGUUACCUUCCAGUCGAAUAUUUGGGAGUUUUACUACCUUUCAGCCUCGCAGAAGAGAAGAAUAUUGGAUGUCGAGUCAAGGAUCCGCACCGAGCGAAGAGACGGAUACUCAACGGGCACGAGCGGCUCCUCGGUGAAUUCACAGCUGGAAAUUUCUAUUGCUUCGAGCUUUGACCCCAGGCUCUGGAGAAGUGUUGCCCAUCCUAAACCACUGGAAAAGCUGACCUCAAAGCGGCGAAGCUGUCGAGCCUGUCCGCAGCAGAUGAUGCUCCCUUUUUGCGCCCCAGAUACUGAGAAGCAAGCUAAAUGUGGCAGCGAAUCGAACCGUAUCUUUGUCCUUGGUCUGUUACCUCCACGUGGACAGUCCGGGCAGAAGCAGGAGAAAUUUAAGGCGAGAGUGACCAGUGAUGGGAGGUCAGGUAGAACGCACAAUCCCGGCUCAUGUUCGAUGCAGGAUAGUUGUAGAUUCCGCAGAUGCUUGAAGGACAUGGGAAGCAUCCACGUGCGCGGUGACAUAAAUUCGACGCUCAAGGUCGUCAUGGACGGGACAGUGGCUAGCUGA